AUGAAGUGGGUCAUUGAGGUUACAGCACUUUUUCUUGGUUUUGCAAGCUGGGUUCUGGUUUUUGUAGCACUGGAAGAUCAGUACUGGAAAGAAUCCACCACGGAUGGCAGCGUAAUCACAACCUCCACACUCUAUGAAAACCUGUGGAUGUCUUGUGCCAGUGAUUCAACGGGGAUCUAUAAUUGCUGGGACUUUCAAUCACUUUUAGCUCUUCCAGGCUUCAUUCAGGCCGCCCGAGCUCUGAUGAUCUCAGCCAUUGUGUUCGGGACAUUUGGGCUCUUGGCAACACUCGUAGGGAUGCAGUGCUCGAAAAUAGGAGGAGAGAACUACGUCCUGAAGGGGAGGAUCGCUGCAAUCGGAGGAGUGUUCUUCUUACUGCAAGGGCUUUGCACCAUGAUUGCUGUGUCCUGGUAUGCAGCCAAUAUCACGCAACAGUUCUUUGACCAGUUUUAUCCAGGGACGAAGUAUGAGAUUGGAGAGGGCCUGUACAUCGGCUGGUCCUCAGCCACACUUGCCAUUUGCGGAGGUUCGUGUCUGCUGUGUGCUUGUAAAAUGGAAUCAUCUGAGGAAAAAAUACAAUAUCCAUACCAACCAGGCUCCAGAGGAUACAUGCUGUCAACUGUGGCAACAUCUCACACUGCGCCAAGCAACUAUGGAAGGAAUGCUUAUGUCUAG
This is a messenger RNA of Solea solea (common sole), 675 nucleotides long. Its product is annotated as claudin-15-like. NCBI's taxonomy places the organism in Eukaryota, Metazoa, Chordata, Actinopteri, Pleuronectiformes, Soleidae. The record is from RefSeq and is a predicted model, not a curated record. Gene Ontology annotation, cellular component: plasma membrane; bicellular tight junction. Gene Ontology annotation, biological process: cell adhesion; bicellular tight junction assembly. The transcript is spliced from 5 exons. The coding region runs from base 1 to 675 and encodes 224 amino acids. Gene Ontology annotation, molecular function: structural molecule activity.